AUGGAGACCAAAAAAGAGAAGAAGAAACGCAACAAGAAGAACCGCUUGAAUAUCAACUGGAACAACUCUCUUAUGGAGCCUGCACCUGAGCCCGAGCCGGAAGGUUGGCCCGAGCCAGAACCCGAGCCGGAACCUGAGCAGGAACCUGAGCCGGAAACGCCCCCAUCCGAAGAAGCUUUUCAAGACUUGGAAAUUCCAUAUAAAGAGAGAAGCGUGUGGACCGGGCAAUUACGCGAGGCAUUUGAACGGAGCCUAGUCGUUCCUAGUCCACUACCUACCGAAUUGAGCUAUGACUUCACGCCACCCAAAAAUUCUGGGUCUUGGGAAGAUUUCACUCCUGUGUUACUCGAACAAGCUCGACUAUACGUGCUGGCUGACAAAUAUUGCAUCGACUCAUUGUGCCAACUGGUACUUUCUAAAUUGCAUCAAACAUUGGAAAACUUCAAACUUUACGAUACGGGAUUAAGUGGCAUCAUUGAACUUGUUCGAUAUGUCUACAUGAACACAGCACCGAAUUACGGUGAAAAGAUUGAUGCCAUGAGGAAUUUUGUAACUCGUUACGUUGUUUCAAUUCUUGGUCAAAUCGGGGACAAUGGAUGUUUCCGAGAGAUUCUAGAAGAAGGCGGCCCUUUCGUCUGUGAUUUCUGGCGCAUCAUUUGGGGUAUUAGAGAAAAUUAUAGCGCAUGA
This is a messenger RNA of Penicillium nucicola, 687 nucleotides long. RefSeq lists its product as uncharacterized. Lineage: Eukaryota; Fungi; Ascomycota; Eurotiomycetes; Eurotiales; Aspergillaceae. The transcript has a single exon. The record is from RefSeq and is a predicted model, not a curated record. The coding region runs from base 1 to 687 and encodes 228 amino acids.